Messenger RNA from Symbiodinium sp. CCMP2592, 3150 nucleotides. NCBI's taxonomy places the organism in Eukaryota, Dinophyceae, Suessiales, Symbiodiniaceae. The record is from the annotation of a GenBank genome assembly.
AUGGCUAACGUGGAUGCGGCGCUUUCGGAGCUUGCCGUUGCAUGCAGAGUGCCGCAGGAGUUCCACUUCGUGCUGGAUGGUUAUGACGUGCCGCUGUUUGGUUGCCUAGCAGCCUCACCCUCGGAAGUGGAUGCCUCAAUCGAGAUACUGCUGGAGGGGGCCGCCUUGCCGGCGGAAUCCACCGAGAGACUACGUCUUAUGUCAUCCUUCCGCCUGCUGUUUCAGAAGUGUCAGUCUGUGACAGCAACUGGAUCGAAUGCGGCGAGUGAGGAGGUGGUGAAACUCCGCCUUGGAGAGGUCUUGGACGCGGAUAACACCCCAGGUCACCGGCUCUUGGCGUUGGCCGCAAAGCUUGUGAAACCAGGUGAGAUGCGGCCGGCAAAAAUCUCGAGGUUGGAGGAGCUGGUGUACGACGAGAUACCUUCAAGAGAGCUACCACAAGGGGGCUCACCUCCAGAGCCUUCGGCUUUACGAGCGCAAGUUCAUCCGCCUGGCCUGCCAGCGGCAUGGGCAUCUUCGGGGCUCCGAAGCCCGAAUAUGGAGGAGCUUCAGGCGGCAGACAAGCACAUUUGGGGCUUGGUCGCGGAUCUAGUCAAUGUCCACAAGUUGAGCCUGAAUGAUGCACUGACGGAAGUAGUGCAAGUUCGCGGUGACUUGGCUGCCAUGUUGCAGCCUCGCAGCCAAAUCUUGAAGAUCAACAGGCAGCUUUUCAAAGGCAAUGGCAAGGGGAAAGACUCCCUGGGUGGUAAGAACGGCAGGGGCAACAAGGGCAAUGGCACCAAUAGUCAACGCUGGAUGCUUUCUUACACAGACUCCAAGGGUCAACGCAAGCAAUUGUGCCGUGGUUACAGUUCUCCAGACGGAUGCAAGUUUGAAAACUGUAAAUUCGAGUCACAGUCGGUGGCGGAACACUCCGAUGUGCGGACUGGUCGAUCCAGCGAACUUCCGUCGCCGACUUCAGCGGAUAUUUCUUGGGAAGCUUGCUUGGCUAUCCUGCAGACUCACUGUUUGGGUGAUGCUCCUCUCUAUCGAGAUACAGUUCUUGCAGGUGCGCGAUCUCGAGCACAAUAUUUCAAUUUUGGGGCGAGAGCGGGCUCCAAUGCGGGGCUUUGCAAAGGCACGGCAGAAAACGCAGAAGUCGUUGAGUACCUGAACAUUUUCCUUCGGCAGAUUUUUCCAGAUGGCACAUGGUCCAGUUUUUGUGUCAGUCACAAUGAGUUCGCUCACAUCCACGUGGAUAAGAACCUUCCGGGAUCUUUGAAUUAUUCAUUCAGUGUUGGAGCCUUUGAGAAAGGCGGUUUGUGGGUGGCUUUGCCGCCAGACGAACUUCCUCACCUUCCGCGAGUGCCUCCGCCGGACACAUCAGCUGAUGCCUCGCUGUUGGGUUGCAUAGUUCAGACCAGGAGGUGUGGUUUUUCUUGGGACGGCCGCAUUGCUCAUUGUUCGGAGCCAUGGGUUGGUGACAGAUGGGUCGUGACGGCCUAUACUUCUUGCACUUGGGGUUCAAUGCCUGAACCGGAUCUUCGCUCUCUACGUGAUCUUAUGUUUCCGCUACCAGGCGACGCCAUGGAGAUCGAUGCGGUGGGGUGUGAGUCUCGGGCUGCCAAAAUUGACCAGGCACAGCUGGGGCUACCGGUGGCAGUCAUGCCUCCCGACCUUGAUGCAAUUCGCGGAAAUCUUUUUCUGGAGAUCUGUUCUGGGCCAAAUCGGCCUCUGUCUGCUGCCCUCCUGGCGAAAGGUGUUUCAGUGCUUUCGAUCGACAUUCUUUUGCAUGAAGAUCACAACUUGUUGAAUGACUCCACUUAUGACAGUCUCAUGCGGCUAUGCUACAGCGGUCAGGUCAAUCUGGCACACGCCUCUCCACCUUGCACGGAGUACUCCAGGCUGGAGCUCCGGGCAGAUGGUGGCCCCAGGGCGAUUCGCACUCCAGAACACAUGUCUGGCGUUCCUGAUUUGAGUCCGUCAGAGCGGCAACGUCUGGAGCAAAGUAAAAAAGUGCUGGUUCGUACAAUCAAUUUGCUGCUGGCAACAUACUGUGCUGGAGGGCAUGUUAGUCUGGAAAACCCUUUGAACAGCAUGGCAUGGUUGGAGCAGGAAGUCCGAGAAUUUCUGCAACACAUCAACGCGGACCUGAACUGUGUGGCUGCUUGUGGCUACGGUAUGGAUGUACUGAAGCAGUGGUGUUUCGCAUGCAGUUUUCGGGAUCUACAGCAGAUUGCAUGUAGUUGUCAACACGAUCCUCAGUCGCAUGCACAGGUGGCAGGGAUUGUUGACAAAGACGGCGUUUACGCUUCAAGAGCCACAUCGGAGUUUCCGGUACAGCUCGCACAGGCCUAUGCAGAAGCUGUUCUUCCUUUGUUCGAGACUUCGAGCAAGCCGUACACCAUUUCUCUUGAACAGGUUAGGUUUCUUCGAACUCACAAAACCAAGGAGGAACUUCCCCGAAGCACACAGGACGGAGGUGGGAUCUACUCAAUGCCGGAUUGGAGUUUUCCUCCGAGCGGAUGCAAGGACCUCCUAGGGGGAGUGCGUAAGCAGCUUGUGGAGUACCUUUUCCACAUCAGGGCCCCAUUGCGAUUGCGAGCCCAUGUGGAGUCCGAGAGCGAACUCCCGCUGUUUACAGAGACUGAGGUUCGGCAGUUCAGGGAGAUCUGGCAGCAAUGGUUCAUGCAACAGGGUGUGCAAUCAAUCGAUUGGAGCGUGGCUGAGCAUCAGCCUUACUCGCUGCUGGCUUUACAAAGCCUCUCUCGAGCCUUGCAAGAUAGAGAUGAUGCACUCUUUCCAGCAUUGAUUGCGGGUGUUCCCACAGGCUUCUUCUCGGAUAUCCCGUCCAGUCACGUUUUCGUUCCGAAGCACAAGGAUGACUCUUCAGAAACCCCGGCGGAGCUCGUGAUCUGUGAUCGCAACUGGAAGGGGGCCAGAGAUAAUCCUAAAAUCCUUUCGGAAUUGAUUGAUAAGGAGAUUUCAGAGGGUUUUCUUGAAGAGCUUGAUCUUGCUUCAGCUCAGCAGUGUUGGGAGAACAUCGCAGUUGCCAAGCUCAACGUGGUUUUGGCGGACAAUCGCAAGCCGCGCUUAAUCAUGGAUGGGACGGUUUCUGGAGUCAACUCCUCUUGCUUCUUGAAUGAUCGAGCGAUACUGUCUGCCGCUUAA